GCACAAAAGGGUGUCCGAAGGAACCCCCUCCCACCGUCGGUGUUUCUCGUCUGCUAUCCCCGACAGCGGCGGUGCCAACACCCGACCAAAGCCAAAGGGAAUUGUGUACAGAUCUACCUCAACAGAUCCAUUUGUAAAUCUGGCUUUUGAAGACUGGUUAUAUGAGAACCAAGACUUUACAGACACAGAUAUUCUGCUACUCUGGAGAAAUGAGCCUACAGUUGUGAUUGGUCGCCACCAGAACCCAUGGUCUGAGUGUAAAGUGAAGAGACUGCAGGAGCUGGGGAUCCACCUGGCCAGGAGGAGGAGUGGAGGGGGAACAGUCUACCAUGACUUGGGAAACCUGAAUGUGACCUUCCUGACCUCCAGAGAUACCUACAGAAGGAAGCAGAACCUACAGGACCUGGUGACAGCACUAAAGGGGAGGUGGCCUAGUCUGGACCUGUCUGUCAACAAGAGGGAUGACUUAGUACUCAAUGAUACAUACAAGCUGUCAGGAACUGCUGCAAAGCUGGGCCGUAAGACGGCCUACCAUCACUGUACCUUACUGUGUGAUGUCAACACACAGGCUCUGAAGGACGUCCUCGUGUCUGGAUUUGAUGGCUUGGAGACCACAGCCACUGCAAGUAUACGCUCAGAGGUCAUAAACCUAAAAGACGUGGACACUUCCAUUGACACUAAGGUUUUAGGGGACACCAUAGCAGAAUAUUUCAUGACAAAUCAUCAAGGGCAGAUGGAACAGGUAUGUGAUGUGGACCCCACCAGUGAGGCCUUAUACCCAGGUGUUGGCAAAAUUGCAGAAGAGCUGAAGUCUUGGGAGUGGGUUUAUGGGAAAACACCUCCUUUCAACAUCUGUUUGAGAAAACCUGUCAAUGGAUUAGCUGUGCCCCUAGGUGUGUACAUGAAGGUAAAAAAGGGAGUCAUAGUAGACUCUUACAUGGAGUGUCCCUUACUGUGGGUGUCAGAGGGAGUCAUCCAGGAUAUAGGGUAUUCCAUGAGAGGAAGAAGAUUCCGUGCAGUGGACGUUCAGGCAGGGCUGGAGAAGUCUUUACAAUCUUACAGGAGAAUGUCAGAUGACGAGCGACAGUUUGCUGAGAGACUCGGUCAAUUUAUUGUUGACAAACUUGUAUAACGAUGAAAAAUAUCUGUGCUCAAUUUUUGUAAACUUGUAGAUGAUGGACUGUGACAUGCUGAAAAAUUAAAGGCAAGAAAUUCAACACAA
Messenger RNA from Branchiostoma floridae (Florida lancelet), 1222 nucleotides. Its product is annotated as lipoyltransferase 1, mitochondrial-like. Gene Ontology annotation, molecular function: lipoyltransferase activity. Gene Ontology annotation, cellular component: cytoplasm; mitochondrion. Gene Ontology annotation, biological process: protein lipoylation. The record is from RefSeq and is a predicted model, not a curated record. Lineage: Eukaryota; Metazoa; Chordata; Leptocardii; Amphioxiformes; Branchiostomatidae.